Molecule: messenger RNA, 2367 nt
Organism: Pundamilia nyererei
Lineage: Eukaryota; Metazoa; Chordata; Actinopteri; Cichliformes; Cichlidae
Gene: pmm1
Product: phosphomannomutase 1
Exons: 8
Coding region: 326-1111 (261 amino acids)
Biological process (GO): protein N-linked glycosylation; mannose metabolic process; GDP-mannose biosynthetic process
Cellular component (GO): cytosol
Molecular function (GO): phosphomannomutase activity
Source: RefSeq, a predicted model, not a curated record
GGGCACGCAGCGUGUGUUGAAGUGUGAGCAGAGCUGCUUCACUGAGCCAAGCGGACCCAAAACAAACCAGCAGGACUGCGGCUCAGAAGAAAGAUAAGGGCGAGAAGAGCCUCGCACUGAGAGAGAUAACCAUCCUUAUUUAUAAAGCUGGAAGCUCAUUUUAUAUUUUAUUUUGUUGGUUUUUGCACUGCAGCUGAUAGCGGAUGCAUUUUUUUCUCCAUUAUGUAAAUUAGAUAUUUUUAUGCGCCUCUUUACACGAGAGUGGACCUUGCAGUAGCAUUUCUGCUGAACAUUUCUAGAUAAGAACAGUGAGGGAGCAGAAGACAUGGAGAAAGCACAGGGCUUCUCUCCGGACAGAAACGUCCUCUGCCUGUUUGAUGUGGACGGCACUCUGACACCACCGAGAGAGAAAAUCGACCCGGAGCUGGAUGAGUUCUUCCAGACUCUGCGUAAGAAGGUGAAGAUCGGCAUCGUGGGAGGGUCGGACUACUCGAAGAUUGCAGAGCAGCUUGGGGAGGGAGAUGAUGUGAUACACAAGUUUGAUUAUGUGUUUGCUGAAAAUGGGACAGUGCAGUACAAAGAUGGGAAACUCCUCUCAAAACAUGCCAUUCAAAACCAGAUCGGGGAGGAGCUGCUGCAGGACCUGAUCAACUUCUGCCUCAGUUACAUGGGACUUAUCAAACUGCCAAAGAAAAGGGGUACAUUUAUUGAGUUCAGGAACGGAAUGAUCAACAUCUCCCCCAUCGGUCGGAGCUGCACGCCAGAGGAGCGAAUUGAAUUUUCUGAAAUCGACAAGAGAGAGAAGAUCAGAGAGAAAUUUGUUGCUGCUCUGAAAAAGGAGUUUGCUGGAAAAGGACUACGGUUUACUAAAGGUGGCCUCAUCAGCUUUGACAUUUUCCCAGAGGGCUGGGACAAGAGACUCUGUUUAGAGGUGCUGGAGAGGGAAGGCUUGGAUGCCAUCUACUUUUUUGGCAAUGAGACCUCAGAUGGAGGAAACGACUAUGAAAUUUUCAACGACCCACGGACCAUCGGCUUCACGGUCUACUCUCCAGAGGACACAGCUCGGCUCUGUCGGGAGCUUUUCUUUGACGCUUUACCACAUGAGUCCUGAUGUCCCGAACUGCCCCCUUUCUCCUCAAGCCCCGUCUGAACACGAGUCUGUGGCCGUCUGCUGGCGAGCUCAGGCUGUUUUAAACUGAUGAAAGGUACCAAUACCGAUCUCUCCAUGUUUUUAAUAUUUCUACUAAAUUUAAAUGGACUGAAGCGGGGUGAAUGAGCUACACCUGUUCGGAAAGUCGCAGUUCUUUUUUUCUUUUUUUUAAAGAAGGGACGUUGACGAGGGAAGUGUUACAUGUGCGGAGGACUGUGCCCGGAGAUGUGCUCUGACCGGAGAGGUGCUCUGACCGGAGAGUCACGUUACUGUGACGUGUUAUCACGUUCACUUUGAGAGAUUGUAACACUUGAUGCAGUUUUUUAAAAAUGUAAGACUUGCACUAAUGCUGACAUAAUUUUUGCCAAUGUAUUGUUUUUUAACUCUGCUGAUGGAGGCGAGCAGUGUGAGAGACUGACAUUAAACAGGUGAUUUAUGGGAUUUUCUAUGAAAACGAGAUUGGAAUUAAGGGCCUUUCUUAGAUCUCAAGUCGAGGAUACAGAGGAAUCAUUCCAGAUGUUUCUAAUGUCUGAACUGUACGUGUUUGACUGUUUUACCAUGUGAUCACAGGAACAUUGGAUUUUUGUUUUAACUUCUUUAACAGAAAGAAGCUUGCUGCCAUUUCUCAUUCUGCUUCUCAAAGCUUUAGAAAUCACAUCCAAGGGAAGUUUCUAAAGAUUCUUUACUGUAAUCAGUGAAUUAAGCUACUGUCACUGUAUACUUAUGUGGCUCAAUAUGGAAACUUUUUCUUACAAGCUGGGCUUUUGCCUGCAUGUGAUACACGUGACUGCAUCUGCUGAUGGUUUUCCAGUUGUACGACAUUAUCAACAGCUGCUUAAAAUGGAACAUUCAGGCUCAUUUCCAGCUGUUUAUAUUUAUUCUUUGACUCAUGCUGAUCAAACUAGUCUUUAUUUAUCCUACAUUGAGCCUUGCUGCAGAUCGUCCUCUGUCUGAAACAAGCCACUUUAGCUCCUCUCCUCUUAUGCAAGCUUUCUUCUGAUUGGCUGCUUGUCCUAAACCAAAGGUUUGAGAACAACAGGAGAGAAUUGGGUUCUGAGGAUAUCAGUAGAUGGAGCCGAUAUUGGAAAAAACUCAGUGAAACUAAGGUUUUAGAGCAGUCUGAAGCUUGAGGUGUUCAUUCAUGUACAAGCAUAAUAGGUCCUCUUUAACCGCCUGGUGUCCACAUAUGUGGACAUCACAUUUUGGGUUAUUUAGAC